This is a messenger RNA of Fusarium subglutinans, 975 nucleotides long. Its product is annotated as lipase esterase. Gene Ontology annotation, molecular function: hydrolase activity. NCBI's taxonomy places the organism in Eukaryota, Fungi, Ascomycota, Sordariomycetes, Hypocreales, Nectriaceae. Bases 1 to 975 code for a protein of 324 amino acids. The transcript has 3 exons. The record is from RefSeq and is a predicted model, not a curated record.
AUGUCUUCCUACGCCGACUCCUGGCUCAAGUUUGAAGAGUCUCUGGGUGGCGUUCGCCCCGUCCUAAAGGGCUCCGCGGAAGAAAUGAGAGAUCAAUUCAUAGGCCUCGGGUCUCUCCUUGCAUCUCAAGCUCCUCCCUUUCCAGAAAACAAGUUGAAGAUCAGUGAUGGAGAAGUAGGUGGCGUGGCAUAUCGGACCUACACGCCUCUCAACUCCGAAGCCAAGAACUUGCCCAUUGGUGUUUUCUUUCACUCUGGCGGUUUUGUUGUAGGGAACCUUGACUCUGAGGAUGGCUUCUGUCGGUAUAUCGCACUGAAUGCCAAUGUGGUUAUUUUGAGCGUUGAUUAUCGGUUAUCUCCUGAACACAAGGCCCCGGCACAUUUAGAGAACGCAGUGACACUUUACGAAUGGGCCUUCAACCACGCCGAAAUCGUUGGCGGCAAUCACUCUAAUAUGUUUACCAUCGGCACAUCAGCUGGCGGCGCCCUUGCCCUCGCAGUUGCUCGAAAGGUAGUCCUUGGUGAAACCAAUCUGCCCACGGAUGCUAUCACUGGAGUUGUUGCACUAUGCCCAGUAGCAUUCCACCCACGAAACGUCCCAGCAAAGUUCCAGUCGAAGCACUCGUCCUACAAGGAUAACAAAGACAACGUACCUAUAAUCGAUGAGGAAUCACUUCUGCAGAUGUUUGAUAACACGGGCAUUGAUCCCGAAGACAAGAACUACUUCCCAAUGAUGGAUUAUAGCUGUUUGAAGGCUUUCCCUCGAACAUAUAUCGUGACCUGCGGUAUGGAUCCAUUGCGAGAUGAUGGGAGGAUCCUCCAUGACAGCCUGUCCUCGGCUGGCGUGCCUACCAAGAGCGAUCAUUAUGGAGAUAUGCCUCAUUGUUUCUGGAUAGUCCCAUCUCUACCUGAGACAGAGGUGUUCUUGAAAGAGCUGAUAACCGGGAUCAGCUGGGCCAUUAAAACUAGCACUUAG